AUGGGGGCCAUCUGGGAAUUUUGAUUGUUAUGUUUGCUGGCUCCACGAAGUUAAAGUCGCGAGCAGGUGAAAUUGCAUGCAGUCCAAAACGGGAGAAUGGUUCAAGACAUUUUGCGGAAAUAAACAAGAUUCCGCGUCGGUCUAAUCAGACACUAACACCAAUCAACAGAAGCAAUUGAAAUAUUUGGAUGGGAUCACCUUUUUUUCUGCUAGCAACAUGGAUGUUGGACUUCCAUUUCGUUCUAGCUGUGCUGAAACACACCAGGUUGACCUGAACGUGAUCGUGAAAGAAGAAGAUAUAAAAGAUGAUGUAAAACAGGAGGAAUCUGGUCAUCUGAUUGCAUGUCCAGAUGCAGAAGAAAAGUCUACUUACAGUGCAACACUACAGACAACGGUGAAGAAGGAGGAGGAAGAGGAGGAAGUGCGACAGCUUGGCCCGCUGAGCGUGAUGGUGAAAGAAGAAGAUAUAAAAGAGGAGGAGUAUGGUCAUAUGAUUUCAUGUCCAGAUGAAGAAGAAAAGCCCUUUGCAGAGCUUCACUGUGAAUCUCAAACAGACUGUAAAACUGAAACAGACGUCACAGAGUCACCAAGGUCUACUUACAAUGAAAUGACAACAGUGACGAUUGAAGUGAAGAAAGAAGAGCAGGUGGAGGAAGAGGAGCAUGAGCAGCUGGAAAGUGUAUCAGAACACCCGCACAUAAGGCAACAGAAGAUCCAUGGACCGAAUGAUGAACUUAAAGGAAGGCUUUACCAUCGCUCAGUCUACAGGAAGAGUUUCACAGCCCUUACUGAACUCGAGAAACCGCAGCAAACACAAUCUCAUGGUGUUAAUCAAAGGCAGAGUACUGGCAAAAGGCAACAUAAAUAUGCCUAUUGUGGAAAAGCUUUUUCAAAAAAUGUCACAUCUUAAAGCCCCUCUGUUAAUACACACUAGAAGGAAGCCUCAUAAAUGUGUCAAUUGUAAUGGAGCUUUUACAAAGCUCUCAACUCUUAAACGCCACAUGUUCAUACAUACUGGAGAGAAGCCUCACAAAUGUACCCAGUGUGUAAAAACUUUUUCACAAAGGUCAGCUCUUAAAAGCCAUAUGCUAAUACACACUGGAGAGAAGUCUCAUGAAUGUGCCCUGUGUGGAAAAGCUUUUAAACAUCUCUCAAGUCUUAAAACCCACAUAGUAAUACACACUGGAGAGAAGCCUCACAAAUGUACCCAGUGUGGAAAAGCUUUUGCACACCACUCAUUUCUUAGAAAACACAUGCUCAUACACACUAGAGGGAGGCCUCAUAAAUGUGUCAAUUGUGAUGGAGCUUUUACACAGCUCUCAACUCUUAAACGCCACAUGUUCAUACAUACUGGAGAGACGCCUCACAAAUGUACCCAGUGUGGAAAAACUUUUUUGCAAAGGUCAGCUCUUAAAAUCCACAUGCUAAUACACACUGGAGAGAAGCCUCAUAAAUGUGUCCAGUGUGGAAAAACGUUUACCCGCAACUCAAAUCUUAAACGCCACGUGUUCAAACAUACUGGAGAGGCACGUCACAAAUGUACCCAGUGUGGAAAAACUUUUUCACAAAGGUCAGCUCUUAAAAUCCACAUGCUAAUACACACUGGAGAGAAGCCUCAUAAAUGUGUCCUGUGUGGAAAAACGUUUACCCGCAACUCAAAUCUUAAACGCCACAUGUUCAUACAUACUGGAGAGACGCCUCACAAAUGUACCCAGUGUUGAAAAUCUUUUUCACAAAGUUCAGCUCUUAAAACCCAUAUGUUAAUACACACUGGAGAGAAGCCUCACAAAUGUACCCAGUGUGGAAAAGCUUUGACAUGCCUCUCAUCUCUUAAACACAUUCUCAGACAUACUCGAGAGAAGCCUCAUAUAGGUGUCCAGUGUGGAAAAGCUUUUUCGCAAUGUUCAGCUCUUAAAAGCCAUUUACUAAUACACACUGGAAAGAAACCUCAUGAAUGUGCCCUGUGUGGAAAAGCUUUCAAACAUCUCUCAAAUCUUAAAACCCACAUGGCAAUAGUCACUCACAAAGACAGCCACAAAAGUACUCAGUGGGGAAAAGCUUUUACACACAUUUCAGGUCUUAAAAGCCAUUUACGAAUACACACUGGAGAGAAACCGCUUCAUUAAUGUGGCCAGUGUGGAAAAGGUUUUCCAUAUAUUUCUAAAUUAAAAAGACGUAUGCUAACACACACUGAAAAGAGGCCUCAUAUAAAGGCUUAAAAAUAUAUGCAAAUUCACGUUGGAGAGAAAGUGUGAAAAGGCAUUCAAGUAUUCCUAUUCAAAAUAAUAUGAUAGUGCAAACUGUUAAGAAUUGAAAAAGCCACAGAAAUGUUUGAAAAAGCAUUGAUAGUCCCUCGCAUCUAGAAAGACAGGUGUAUGUUACCAUGACAAGUUAAAUAUAAACAUAGUCCAUGAAAUGUUGAAAUGUUUAUGUCCAGUUUGCACAAGCAGCGAAAUAGGCUGUCAUUCUAUGAAAUCAUGGCUCACAUUACAGUAACGCUAAUUUAUAAAGGACGUGUACAAUUCAUUUAUUGGGACUAUUCCUAUUUUUUU
This is a messenger RNA of Alosa alosa (allis shad), 2552 nucleotides long. RefSeq names its product zinc finger protein 239-like. NCBI's taxonomy places the organism in Eukaryota, Metazoa, Chordata, Actinopteri, Clupeiformes, Clupeidae. Gene Ontology annotation, molecular function: RNA polymerase II cis-regulatory region sequence-specific DNA binding; DNA-binding transcription factor activity. Gene Ontology annotation, biological process: regulation of transcription by RNA polymerase II. Bases 218 to 910 code for a protein of 230 amino acids. The record is from RefSeq and is a predicted model, not a curated record. The transcript has 3 exons.